UGAAGCUUAGGAACUCUUUUAGAGAGAAGCCCCAAUGGAAUGACACUGUGCUGGUUUAAACAUGGGGGACAUGGUAGAGAAAAGUUCUGAAGAACCUCUGGUCUCUUUGGACAAUGAGUGCUCCAGGAAGAUGGGGGAACUUGUGGAAGUCUCAAGCGGUGACAAGGUUAAGUUUGAUGACACUGGGCUCUCUAUGGUGCUUCAGAAUGGCCUGGAGAACCUCAGGCUGGAAAACUCUCUCACAGACGUCAUCCUGUGUGUGGACAGGAUGGAAUUCUCUUGCCACCGUGUGGUCCUUGCUGCAGCAAGCAAUUAUUUCAGCUCUUGUUUCAGGGCCAUGUUCUGCAAUGAUUUAAAAGAGAAGUAUGAAGAAAAAAUCAUAAUUCAAGGAGUUGAUGCAAAAACCAUGCAGAUGCUGUUGGACUACACUUAUACAAGCCAGGUGCUGAUCACAAAGCAAAAUGUACAGAAAGUCUUAGAAGCCGCCAGCCUUUUUCAGUUUCUGCGGAUGGUGGAUGCUUGUGCCAGUUUCCUCACUGAAGCCCUCCAUCCGGAAAACUGUGUUGGGAUUCUGAGGCUGGCCGACACUCAUUCUCUGGAGAAGCUGAAGCAGCAAGUUCAGAGCUACAUUAUCCAGAACUUCGCUCAAGUGCUGCACUGUGAGGAAUUUCUGGAGAUCCCCGCUGACAUUCUCUACAACACGCUAAAGAGCGAUGACCUCUAUGUCACCGACGAGGCACAGGUUUUUGAGACUGUUAUGAACUGGGUUAGAUACAAAGAAUCUGAACGGUUUCCUCUCCUACCCUACGUUCUUGAGAACGUCCGACUACCCCUUCUGGACCCUUGGUAUUUUGUAGAGACAGUUGAAGCCGAUCAACUCAUUAGACAGUGUCCUGAUGUCUUCCCUCUGCUUCAAGAAGCAAGAAUGUACCAUCUGUCAGGCAAUGAAAUUAUUUCAGAAAGAACCAAGCCCCGGAUGCAUGAGUUCCAGUCUGAAGUGUUUAUGAUCAUAGGUGGUUGCACAAAAGAUGAAAAAUUUGUCGCUGAAGUAACUUGCCUGGAUCCUUUGAGGCGGAGCCGUUUGGAGGUGGCAAAAUUACCAAUCACAGAACAGGAAACGGAGAGCGAGAAUAAAAAAUGGGUGGAGUUUGCAUGUAUUACGCUAAAAAAUGAAGUCUACAUAUCAGGUGGGAAAGAAACACAACAUGAUGUCUGGAAAUACAAUUCCUCCAUCAACAAAUGGAUCCAAAUUGAAUAUUUAAACAUCGGGCGAUGGAGGCACAAAAUGGCUGUGCUAGGUGGCAAAGUGUUCGUGGUUGGAGGUUUUGAUGGCGUACAGAGAAUCAACAGCGUAGAAACAUACGAUCCUUUCCAUAACUGCUGGUCAGAGGCAGCUCCCCUCAUGGUCAACGUGAGCUCCUUUGCCGCAGCCAGCUACAAGAAGAAGCUCUAUGUGAUUGGGGGAGGACCCAAUGGAAAACUGGCUACGGACAAAACGCAGUGUUAUGACCCAGCUAUGAACAACUGGAGCUUGAAAUCACCCAUGCCAGUUGAAGCAAAAUGCAUCAAUGCUGUGAGUUUCCGUGACCACAUCUAUGUUGUGGGCGGAGCAAUGAAAGCACUGUACUCGUACAGUCCACUUCAAGACACGUGGUGCCUAGUGACUCAGUUCACUCAUGAGAGAGCAAGUUGUGGGAUUUCCCCUUGCAACAACAAGUUGUUCAUCACAGGGGGCCGGGAUGAGAAGAACGAAGUCAUCGCCACGGUGCUGUGCUGGGACCCCGAGAUCCAGAGGUUAACAGAGGAGUGUGUCCUACCUCGUGGGGUGUCCCAUCAUGGCAGCGUCACCCUCAGGAAGUCCUACACACACAUCCGCAGAAUAGUGCCUGGAGCGGUUUCCGUGUGACUCUGGGAGAGAAAAAGAGAACCACGGAUGAUAUCCAAAUACCUCAGUUCCCCUAAGGAGACAAUGGCCAAGUAGACUGCGUUGAAAAGAUAAUUUUAAAUGUAAGAGUGUUGGGUGGAACCAUUGCUACUAGGGUCCUUUCAGGAAAUAGCUGUACAUGUGCUUGGCCUCCUUGAAAUCAGGAGGAAUUCUCAUUUUCUCUGUACAGGACAUGCCUUAAAUUAUCUUAAUUCCUUACCCACCCAAAAGAUAAUGGGAUAAUCUGGAGUUUACUCUUGAUUUACAGAACCUACAGUCAUACAAGGAAACAUGAUUGGUAGGUGUGUGUCUGCCUCUUAUUCUACUGCAGGUAGGAUAGUCAUGCCAAAUUUCAGCCCACCCCUGGCCUGAUGUUGCUAUAUUAUUUAUUACUAUUAUUUUCAGACUACUGGACUUGCAGCAUCACCCAAAGAAAAGGAGAAGUUGUGCAUGGAAUGGAAGAGUUGCAUCAUUAGCAAAACUCAUGUGGCUUCCUCUUAAGUUACACUUCUUUUCGACAGAUGGCACGUUACAUGUAGCCAAAGGAUGUCAUUUUAAAAAAGGUAUCAUCCUUUCAUUUCACAUCACCCAGAAAAUCCAAUCCAGCUGACAUCCCUGGCUGACAAUCCCAGCUGAGAUACCAAAGACACAAUGAACAGAUCCUAAUUCUCUCACCUCUACAUAUGGACAAAUUCUAAUUUGAUUCCAUUGUAAGUUCAUAGUAACUAUUUUCCAAUAAAAGCCACAACAAUGUAUUUUGCCUCUGGAUUUGUUUACUCUUCUAGCUAAAAAACAAACAAACAAAAAAACCCACCUACAAAAUUAGAAAGUACAUAAAAAACUGACCACAAACAACCCAGAAUGACAACUAAUAAACAAACCUUGCAAGGAUAACAGUAACAACAAUGAUCCCAUCAGGUAGAAGGACACAGGACGGAACAGGUAUUUCUACCUGGUGGUAUGGACUGUGUUUAAAGAGUGCAAGAUACCAUUUGAUCCUCCCCUGCCAGUGUUUAAAGACAGAAUUGAUCAGAUUCAAUCUAAAUCCUUGUUUCUGUUCAGUGAUUGCUAGAGCUGAAGUCACUAAUAAGCUGGUCUAGGGGGUUGAACCUUAGACUUGGUGCAGUGAGUGUUGUGAUAAAAGAAUGCAGAGGAUGUAGCAGAUGAAGCAGCAGUGAGUUUCUCCACUCUUCACUAAGAGCUGAAAUCACUAAGAACUGGGCUCAGCGGCAGAACGCCAGAGAAUAGCAUUACCACUAAGGCAGAAGCUGCAGAGACGACAGUGACAGUGGUGGGCAUUGGCAGAGGCAUUGCUCACCUCUUGCUUUCAGGGGUGGGUGGUGAACCCCCAUGAUGGCACUCCUGAAUUCUGGGACUUCGCUGACCUCGGACAACCCACUGGGAUUGUGGUGCAGUGAAGGGAAAGGGGAGUGGCAUGUUAAGGAGAUGUUCGUCCGUCAGACUUUCACACUGCAAAGUGGGAAACUGAGACAAAAGACCACUGCCCAAGCUAGUGUGGGGCAGGUGUUUACUUAUUGUUUGCAUAAUUUUGAA
Molecule: messenger RNA, 3478 nt
Organism: Mauremys reevesii (Reeves's turtle)
Lineage: Eukaryota; Metazoa; Chordata; Testudines; Geoemydidae
Gene: KLHL6
Product: kelch like family member 6
Exons: 7
Coding region: 62-1906 (614 amino acids)
Biological process (GO): germinal center formation; B cell receptor signaling pathway
Molecular function (GO): protein binding
Source: RefSeq, a predicted model, not a curated record